Messenger RNA from Dromiciops gliroides (monito del monte), 3707 nucleotides. RefSeq names its product family with sequence similarity 149 member A (gene FAM149A). The transcript is spliced from 14 exons. Bases 291 to 3212 code for a protein of 973 amino acids. Lineage: Eukaryota; Metazoa; Chordata; Mammalia; Microbiotheria; Microbiotheriidae. The record is from RefSeq and is a predicted model, not a curated record.
AGCGUCCUGAAGUUGGGGCGUUUUGCAAAGAUCUGAGGAACUGAUGCGCACAGAGAGGCGCACCACCUUGCUCGGAACGGAAGAAGCAAAGCGUCCUGGGCCCGAGAGCGCCGCUGGUCCACUGGGCUCGGUUCUCUAGUGCUGUUGCUGGCCCCAGCAUCCUCCUCCCCUCACCCCGCCCGCAACCCGCUAGGGUGGGCGGUGGAUGCAGCUCCGCUGCCAAGGGUUGGCUCUGCGCCCUGUGAUUUAACUCUGGGCUUCCUCAGGGCACGGCCUGACAGGGCUGAGAUAUGAAGGUGGCAGUGUUGGACCUGGGCUCCAUAUUUGCCAAAAUCUUCAAAGCAUCCGUGCAGCCACCGGCGGUCGCUUCCCCUGCAGCCUCGGCUUCCUCGGGCGGCGCCUCCGCUGUGGCUGCGACUGGUCCGGCGGGCUCUAGCGUGGGCAGCGCAAGCAGCAGCGCCAGCGCCGGCCUCAGCGCGGCUCAGACCGUCACCCUCUUCCCCACCGUGGCUCCGAGAUCCCCAGCUUCCCCUAGGGUACCCUCUGUCCCGCUCCCUUCCCCGACUACCCUCCACCCUCUCCUGACCGCCUCCUAUCCCAGGGUUUCCUCGGUGAGAAAAGUAGCCGAAAUAGCCCCAUUCUCUUUGCCCAGUAGCCCUAGGGCAGCCAAACUUCAACCCCUUCCCCAGCCCCUACCGCUGCCUCAUCACCCCUUGUCCCAGUCUCAGCCCCUGCUAUCAUCCCAAUCCCAGCCUUCAUUCCAGUGCACCUCUCAACCUCAACUUCAACCCCUCUCCCAGCCCCCUUCCCAACCUCCUCUUCAGCUCUUGUCCCAUGCCCAGACCCAGGCGCGGCCCCUCCCCCAGCUUCCUUCUCAGCCUCAUCUUCAGCCUCUGCCCCAGCCCCAGUCCCAGCUUCAGCCCCUCUCCCAACAUCAUCCUCAGCUCCUAGCCCAGUCCCUUCCCCUUCCCCAACCUCAGCUCCAACUCCUGCCACUUCCCCUGCCUCAGCUCCAGCCCCUGUCCCAGCCCCAGCCCCAGUCCCAGUUGCUCCCCCAGCUCCAACCCCAACCCCAGCCCCUGCCUCUCCCCCUUCUCCACUCCCCUGUCCAGCCCCUGGCCCGGGGAGGCAGUGGCGGCGGCAGCGGCAGCGGCAGCCACAGCAACAGUGGGGUCAACUCGCCUUCUCUUCCUCUUCCCCUGGCCCUUUGGCGGCCGCCCCCCGGCCCCGGAGGGGUCGGAGUGGUCCUGCAACCCAUUACGGGCACCGGCGGUAGCAGCAGCGGCUUAGCGGCGAGCCCGGCUCGCUCUCCGCGGCAGCCUGGCCCGGGAGAACGAGAGCCUGGUGCUUGGAUAGUGCCCGGGCCGGGCCCCAAGACUCUCUUCUUCACCCUCCCGGACAUCGGCGAAGAAUGGGGGACUGAUGUUGAGUCUGAUGAUGGUGGUAGCAGUGAAACAAAAGGACUGGCUAAAGGGCAUGGAGAGCAAUGUCUUACUGAGAAGAGCAGGGAUCCUCUUCCUAAGCAUUUCACCAAAAAUGUGCAGGAAGCCAUUCAUAAUUAUAAUUGUGAAUCUGUUUCAUCUCUCUCAUCAAGUGGGAACACCACACCUACAGACUUGAAUAAUUCUUGGUCUGGAAUACAAAGCGUUACUAUGGAAAGAAGUUCGUCUACUGAACGAAGCUCGGUUUCCUCUUGGACAGAUGAUGAGUAUGAUAAAGCCACAACACUGAAAGUUCAGCAGUUAUUCCAAAAGGUGGAUGAAAUGCUCUUUGAAGGAAAGAUCAGUCCUCACUGCAAGAAUCUUCAGGCAGAAUGUGAGGAGUGGACAAGAAGGUCACUUCAUCUCAGGGUUCUAGGAAAACAACUCAUGUUUCCAACAGAUGAAGGCUUUCAACAUUUUCCAAGCAAUACUGCUAGUUCCAUCCCUGCCAAACCCUCAUUUGAUCUCUGUGAAAGCAAUAACAAUCUCAAAGAGCUGUGCAUCUCAGGCUCUAAGCUUGUCCCAGCAGAUCACACACAGAUUCCUUCUGUCGUUUCUGACAUAACUGCUUCAUUCCUACAAGAAGAGAUCUAUGAUGUGGAUGGAGAAAUUGAAGAGUAUUUUGCUUUUGACAGAAAAGAACCCGAUGAUGAAAGUCUGGAAUCCAAGAAGGCUGUAGUUGGUCAACACAGGAGUAAACAUGGCACCCCUCCCAUUUCUCCUGAGGACUGCAUCAAAGAUGCAGCUGCUGCUGAAGUGUUUGAUCAUGCUUGGAAAAAUGUGGUUGAUAUGUUGGAAGAACUGGUUAGAAAAAUGUGGGAAACUGCCUCUCAAGGAGGAAGUAAACAGAGAGAAAACUUGAAGACAGCUGGAAUUAAACUGGCAAAACUACCAAGUUCCCGUAUCCCACCCAAUCCAUCAAGUGUUCCCCCUUCCAGAGGUUCUGAGACACACAGCAUGUCUCUGGGUUCUCAUCUGGGUCCGUCUCAGAACCAUUGCUUCUCCAGUAGUUUUUACAGUGAUCUAAAUGGUGUGAUGACAAUUCAAGCGAAACCCCUUCAACAGAGACACACAUAUUUUGCAGACAGAACACUGCACGACCAAGAAGACAGAUUGCUGGUUGUAGGGUCCAAUGUUCUCUCCUCCACCCGGUAUCAGUUGGGACAAAUCUCAGAUCACAGUGUUCUCUCCUCGUCUCGGGUGCCACCUACAUCUGCAAGGAAAACACCUGCUCACAGGAGGCUGCCAUCUCUCUCUUCAGAUCCGCAUCAAUUGAAAACCUCCAAUGUGCACAGUGAUAAAGUUCUCAGGGGCACUAAGCUGCAAACUGGCUCAGACUGCUUGUCUUCUCCAUCCCUUCAAGUGCCUCGGAACAGGCUACCACCCAUAAGCUCAGAGCCUGGGGAACAGAAUGUCUCUACUCCUGCUCCUGGAUCGCGCCAAACCUUUCACAGAGGAAGAUACCCUCAAAACCGAGUGUUAAGUGCUGUGCCUGGCAAUAUUGAAAGACCACCUCUUCGGGAAAGGACUGUUAUCUCUGAGCAAUUUUCAAGGCCUAACACCACUCAGACCUUCAGGUCAGAUACUCCUCACAAAAGGUCAUUGACACCAAUGGAAUUUGUAAACCACACAUGGACAGGUCAGGAUUUCUUAACAGGUUCACAGCAUCUGCCUAAAUUGUAUCCAAAAAAUACCUCAACUUCAAGAAGGAGAUUUCCAGUGGCUUCCUGAGACAACUUGGCUGCUCAGUUACUGUAUUCAGUGAAAUCUGCCAAGUGUCAACUGACUCUUUAUUACUUGAGAAAUAACAGCAAGUAUUAUGCUACCCUGAUGUGUCCCUUUGUGUCCUGCUCCUGGAGACAGGACUCUUGGAGAAAAACCAGUCAUAAUAAACAUGUCCAUUUUAACCUGGAACGUGUCAUAACUUUGCAUCAUCGGUAGAACACAAUCUAAACAUACACAAAGACUUUGGGAGUUCGGGGUAUGGGAUGCAUCUGUCUGGUUCUAUUUCUUAUGCUCAUGACUUGUGUGGACUUGGGCAAAUUGCUUAAUCCCUCUCACUGUGACCCAUCUUUUCAAACCUGUUGGUUGACCUCUAUUCUGAUUCAUGUACAAGAUUUGUGACUUUUAAAAGGAAGACAAACCAGCUUUGUAAUUUGUAAUUUUUAUACUUACUAUUUUCUCAUUGCAGCCCAAUUCCACUAAAAUUUUUAGAAUUUUUCUCUU